Schistosoma guineensis is the source of this 1672-nucleotide messenger RNA. Lineage: Eukaryota; Metazoa; Platyhelminthes; Trematoda; Strigeidida; Schistosomatidae. The record is from the annotation of a GenBank genome assembly.
AUGAUGGGGGUGCAAAUCAAGCUUUGUGGAGAUGCGAAGAUUAAUGGUUAUACAGUUAUCUUUGUUCAUCAAGAAAACUCUAUUUGUAUCACAGCCAUUAAAAACGGCUUGUGGCAUGCAGUAGUUGAUUGUGUGAAACUUGAUGAGUUUUGUGACCUCGUCAAGCAAACGCGUAACCAAUAUACACAGAAUCUCUCAGAGUCUUUUAGUUCUUCCGACCCAUCUAGCUACUUUAAUUUAAGAGAAGAAGGGGCGAAUUUAAAUUUCAUGUGGUCCAAAGAAAUUAAGAAAGGCAUUAAAAUCAUCUUCGGAUCUUUUUACUUACAACCUUCAUAUAAUCCAUUAGAAUCACUUUGCGAACUAACGAGUCUAAUCACCAAUAGUCUCAAAGAAUCGAUUUUAUGCUGCAGUAAUUUCGAGAGAGAAAACGAGAAGCUAAAGUCUUUGGCUGAUAUGUCCGUAAAGAAAUAUGAAGAAGUGGUUUCUCAGAUAGAUGACAAGGAAAUUGUUCUGCUCUCGAAGUUUUCAGCUGUUCUGAAUGAAAAGAAAAGAAAGUUAGAAAGCUAUAAAUGUCCAACUUAUGCUCUAAGUGAAGUUGACAAAACAUCAGAUAAAUCGUCAUUGCAAGAGGAUUUGGAUGAUUUAAUACCUUCCAAGAACUGCAGAAAAUCAAAACCUGUCAUUGGUCGUCGUAACUGAUUGCUAAAGUAAGAUUACCAUUUACAAGCGCUACGUUCACUGGUUCAUGACUCUCAAGAUCAAGCAGCACUAUUACAGUGUUUCAGUAAUUGUGAGUGUAGUAGUAUUGAGGUUCACUUUGAAGAACUUCAAUGUAUCCUCUGCAAUUUCCUCUCAGUCAAUAGGUUGUAUUUACUUAUUAACUGCCGCGCGAAGUUCUAGAUGUAUAUUUUUACAUCAUAAUAUAUCAUUCAACACCAAGAAACUUGUUUCAUGUGUUCGCUUUCCAGCUGUAACACACUUCUGGUGUUAUGCUCUAAGAAAAAAUGGUUCGUAUUGGCAAGUUAAUUAAAAAAAGCUAAUAGAACAUGUUAUCUUUGCCAGGGUUUUCAUUCAACUCCUUCACUUCGAGAUAUGUAUGAUAACUCUUGUCAUGAUAGCUCAGAUAUAUCUUUGGGAGCCAAAGUUGUCUUUAAUUGACUUCCGUUUAUCUCAUUUGUCUUUUUCGAUAAUGCAAUGAGAAGACGAAGUUUAUCAGAAGACUGUCGCUCAUUCUGGAGCACAUGCUUAGAUUCAGAUCAUGCUCUAGUACGAGUGCGUAUCUGUCUGCCGCUUACUGGACGUAGGAAAGACGCUGUAAGUAAACCUCUUAGGGCCCUACUUAAUGAUAGUCAAGUUAAGAGUAUAUUUCAGGAACAACUAGGAAAAUAGUUAGGCAGCCAUGUAUGUGAUGCCCACCCCGAGGCAGCAUGGAAGGACAUCCGAAAAGCUGUGGAAACAGCAGUGAUAUCUGCUAGUACGGUAACCCGUAAGGUUAAGGAGCAACACUGGAUCUCAGCAGCAUCUAUCGCACUGAUAGAUGCUCGGAAACUCAUUUCACCUGGCUCUGAACAUAAUGAAGAGCGGAGUCAGCUCAAGCGCAAGCUGACAAGAAGUCUACGCAAUGAUCGUGAACAGUGGUGGGUAGCGACAAUAGGUAAUAGCAGACAAUUGU